CAAAUUAAGAAAUUGCAAUAUAGUUAGCUUCAGCUAUCAAUACUACAUAGUACAAUUAAAUUUUAUGUUUUUGAUUUGAAUCAUUUAUUAUUUUCUUUUAAUAAUAAAUUUUAUUUAGAAAUGUCUAAUUCAGGAAUUCUCUUUGAUGAAUCACUUCUAGUUGAUUUUGAUUUUCAAGAAAAUGAUAUUAACUGUGUUGUUGAUGAAUGUGAUAGAUGUACUAAAAUUGGAUUUUUACCAGAAAUUGAAGCUACAUAUCUUGGACUUUUAAUUCAUGUAAUGGAUCUUACAUCUCUUAAUUCUAUUGAUAAUAAAAAAACUAUUGAAGCACUCGUUGACAAAGCUUUAACGUAUGGCAAAAAAAAUUUGAAAAAUGAUAUUGAAAAUAUGGGGUCUAAGCAUACAUGUCCAAUUUAUAAUUAUUUCUCCAAUAGCACAUUAAUACCCCCUACUGUUUGUGUAUCAUCUGUUCGUGUACCUGAUGCUGUAGAACGUAUUAAGCAGUUAGGAGUUCAUAUAGAUAUAGCUUCAGUUGCUGGAGGAUUUCCAAUGGGUCAGGUACCUUUAAGUUGCCGAAUAACUGAAGUAGAAUAUGCCAUUUCACAUGGUGCAGCUGAAAUUGAUAUUGUUAUUGAUCGGGGAAUGGUUCUUAAUGGUGAUUACAAGACUUUGUAUAAUGAUAUUCGAGCUAUUAAAAGUUUAUGUGCCAAUGAAAAUGUGACACUAAAAACAAUAUUGUCGGUGACUGAAUUAGGCUCCUAUCAGACUAUUUAUAAAUCAUCUAUGACAGCAAUGAUGGCUGGAUCAGAUUUUAUCAAAACUUCAACUGGGAAAGAGUCUACAAAUGCUACAUUAUCUCAUGGUGUAAUUAUGUGUCAAGCAAUAAAAAAAUAUCACGAAAAAACUGGUUUUAAGGUUGGUAUUAAACCAGCAGGUGGUAUCAAAUUUAAUGAACAAGCACUUAGUUGGCUUAUAUUAGUAAAAAAUGAAUUAGGAAAUGAUUGGAUGAAAGCGAGUCAUUUCCGUAUUGGUGCUUCUAGCUUAUUAGAAGAUGUCGUGAAACGAUUAUCUGUCGUAUUAAAGAAAUUUCAAUAAGUUGAUUAUAAUAUUUUAUUUAUCUUUGUAUUAUACACUAAAAUGUUAAAAUUAAAUUAUUAAUAACUAAAUAUUUUUAUUUUGUUAUUUUUAAUUAGUCUAAUUUUUAUAUUUUUAAAUAUUUAGCAAUACUUGCUU
Messenger RNA from Daktulosphaira vitifoliae (grape phylloxera), 1233 nucleotides. It is a transcript of the gene Dera, whose product is annotated as deoxyribose-phosphate aldolase. The record is from RefSeq and is a predicted model, not a curated record. Lineage: Eukaryota; Metazoa; Arthropoda; Insecta; Hemiptera; Phylloxeridae. The coding region runs from base 121 to 1095 and encodes 324 amino acids. Gene Ontology annotation, biological process: deoxyribonucleotide catabolic process; carbohydrate catabolic process. Gene Ontology annotation, molecular function: deoxyribose-phosphate aldolase activity. Gene Ontology annotation, cellular component: cytoplasm. The transcript has 6 exons.